UUCAGAGUUAUAGCAGUUACAAUGAUUCAAAGAAACAUACACAUUUAAAAUAAAAUAGGCCUACUCUUGGAUACCAAGUAACUCUACUAACCGAAUAUACCGCAUUCUGAGCAAAAGUUAAUAAAGCACUAACGUUACAAAUAAAACUAAACGACUCUCUUCAGUAUUAAUCCGCGAGUCACUCUCGGUGCAAUAGUCCUCCGUUUCACCACAUUAUUACACAAAACAGUAAAAAGAGAGAACUUGUGUUAAUAUUUAUAUUCUCCGACAAAAAGAUGAAUCGAUCCGGAAACAUUACCAAACACAUCGAGACUUCGAUCGCUCGUCUUUUCUCUUUGACCGAUAAAUGAGUUCCGGCCACCUAUGAGUACAGGAAGCGAGGAGACGUUGAUGGCGCCCGACUAGAAACCAGUAGCAGCUAAUCGCUUUCAAAUAUCUUUUUUAUUUCGUCUUAUUCGCAACGACGAGGAGUAAAACGGUUAUCAACACACGGUAAGAAAAAUAUUCCUGCUCUAAAUAUUAAAAACAAAACUUCUUAAUUAUAUGUAUUUGCAUGAUGAGCUAGAGAAAAACAUUCGGGCAUACUAGCUGUUCCCUGCUCGCUUAGGCCCUCGAGGUCCCCGAGCGGUUCUUCAUAUCGCCUGAGCGGAAAAAACUCAACUGCGGGAAGGAAAAUGGCGCUCAGCGAGCAGGCAGGACGAAGGGCAGCACAAACACGCGUAUAAUAGAGAGAGGUUGAGACUUGAACAAAAGCCACAUAGCUCAUUGUGCCACAGAACUAAGAUGGAUUCUGAGGACAUGGAGGUUGAAAGCAGCAGUGAUGUUGGGCAUUCUGGGAUGGAGGAGCCAUCAGAGAGUGGGAUGGGGAUGGAAUCUUCAGAAGCCAUGUCUGCUGAUAGCAGUGAUGCAGCUACAGCUCAGGCACCAGAAUCGGACUGCCAUGUUGGACAGAGUUCUGAGGGAAUUGUGGUCUUUAUCCCAGAGACAAGCUCUAGCACCGAUGUGCGAAGGGUUCAUCUACCUGACUCGUCUUCCGUCGCCCAGUCAACCAGCGUGUCCAGCGUUUCCACGGUCACACAGUCAGUCCUGGUGUCAGAGUCGGUCCAGGUGAUGGUGCAUUCCAGCGCUGUGUCUGAAGGAGGAAUGAUGGUUUCUGAUUCCACUGCCUCCACCUCUUCAGAUCUCGGUUCGGCCAUUGACAAGAUCAUUGAGUCCACUAUUGGACCAGACAUUAUAAAUGGAUGUAUUGCAGUUACGAGUGCUGAGGACGGCAGUGCAGAAACUACACAGUAUCUGAUACUCCAAGGACCAGAUGAUGGAGCUCCUAUGGUCGGUCAGAUGUCUUCCUCUGCGCUUUCGAGUCGCAUUGCCAUCGAAGCCCUAUCUGAUGGCCCCACCUCUACCUGUCUGGAUCAACCUGGACACUCCGGUUACCGUGACCACGAAGAUGGCAGCAGCAGUAGCUGCCCUGACCAGCCCCAGCGCUCCCAGUACAUGGAGUGCAAUGGAAGGGAUGACCCAGAUCAGACCAGGGAGGCCCGAUACAUUGAAUGCUCUGGAGCAGAACCAGAUCAGACCCCACUUCAUUCUGACUACAGUGUGGCUGAGUGCAGCGGUAUGAACAGCAGCCUUCAGAGAUGCUCAUUCCGAUCGUCCCGCUACGUUGUGGAGUGCAGUGACAGGUACUUGGAAUGUGGCGCAGAGGGGGAAGAGCGUCCACAACAUUCACGUUACAUAGACAGCAGCAUGGAUGACAGGGAGCACGUCUCUGCCUCGGAGCAAGAGGCCGGUGUGGCAGAGGAGCCCCAGCAUUCUUACAUGCUCCAGGGCUCACUGUAUUCAGAUGAGGGUGCUGUUCAGCACUCACUGGCUGACACGGUGGGUUCCCAGCUCGCCGAUCAGAUGGAUUGCAACGAUAGCUUAGCCGGGACAUAUAUUAGUAGCAGCGGGACAUAUUCCGGCCAACUAGAGGCUGUGGAGGUGCAGUCUGGGGUGGUGGAUGAGCCAGGGAAUAGAACCCCAAACAUGGCGGAAUUGGAGGAAAUGAUGGAGGUGGUCAUCGUUCAACAGUUCAAGUGCAAGAUGUGCCCAUAUAAAAGUGUAUCCAAAGACACGCUUAUCAACCACAUGAGAGACAAGCAUUUUAGACAAGCAGGUGCUUCUCCUCCAAAGAAGCGUGGACGGGGUCGUCCACGAAAAUCUGAAAGCAAGGCACAGGCAGUAAUCGAAGUUAAAAAGGAGGAGCCACCAGAAGAAGAAGAUGAUGACAUAGUUGAUGCAGGUGCCAUUGAUGAUCCUGAAGCGGACAGUGAUUAUAAACCAGCUGAUGAAGAGCCCAAGCCCAGAUUAGCUGCGAAUCAUUGCAAACCUCCUCCUACCUGUUCUUCUUCAUCUUCCUCUACCUCACGAAGACGGCCCCGCAGGAUGGUGGGUCCACCUCGCAAAUUCCUCAGUUACUCAGAGACACCAGAAGGGUCUCAACCCGGCAAUGCAGCGGACCCUCAAACUCCUGAAGAGGCAAGCUCUUCUGGAUUGGAGAAUGGAACUCUGUCAUCCAAUGGGACUGUAGCUGAGCCAGGUGUCAGCCAAUCAGAUUCAGAGAACAAAGAUCCCUCAUCAAACACAGGCACAGAUGAUGCAGAUUUUUUGCCAAGGAAAAGAGGACGUCCUUCUAAACGUUUCCUCCAAAAGAAGUACAAAAAGUACAUGAAUCGCAGUAAAUACUACAGAACUCUCAAGCCUCUGCUAAGGCCUCAUAACUGCUGGAUAUGUGGCUCCCGCUUUCUGUCGCAAGAGGAUCUCAGAUUCCAUGUGGAUUCUCAUGAGGGAAAGGACCCUGAACGUUUCAAGUGCCUGCAGUGCAGCUAUCGCUGCAAGCGUUGGUCCUCACUGAAGGAGCACAUGUUCAACCAUGAAGGUUCAAAACCGUAUAAGUGUGAGGUGUGCGAUUACUCCAGCGUGUAUAAGAAGGAUGUGAUUCGGCACUCAGCAGUCCACAACAAAAACAAGAGUCGAAAAAUAGACGUGGUUCCCAGAAUGUCUGAGUUUCCGUGUCCCAUCUGCCGCCGUGUGUAUCCCAUGCAGAAACGUCUCACGCAGCACAUGAAGUCACACAGCACAGAUAAACCUCACAUGUGCGACAAGUGCGGGAAAUCCUUCAAGAAACGCUACACUUUUAAAAUGCAUCUUCUUACGCAUAUACAGAAUUGCGGCAACAGUUUGUUUAAAUGUGAGUUCUGCGAAUACAUCUGCAAUGACAAGAAGCACUUGCUUAACCACCAGCUGUCCCAUACAAACGACAAACCUUUCAAAUGUGAGGAGUGCAAAUACUCCACGAGUAAAGAGGAGUUCCUGGUGUCCCACAUUGCCAUUAAACACACAGGUGAAAAGCCUUUCUCCUGUGACAUGUGCCACUUCACGACCAGACACAGGAAGAACCUGCGGCUACAUAUCCAGUGUCGUCACCCCGAAACUUUUGAAGAGUGGAAUCAGACGCACCCGGAGGAGCCCAUCCGUCGCCGUCAGAGACCCGCUUUCACCGUGCAGCAGAUCGAAGAGCUUCGAUUGCAGCAUGAAACACAGGGGCUUCAGGGAACAGUGGUCUCAGUAGACCCCAUCACUCUCCAGACAAUGGAGUCCAUGGGAAAUACAUCUGUAUCCCAAGAUGCACUGGGUAACACUACCAUCAUCUAUGAGCAAGCCCAGACGACAGACCUCUCAGCACAAAAUGCUCUAGAUCUACUGCUUAACAUGAGUAAUGCCAGAGAACUACAGGUGGCGGUUCUUAAAACAGACGGCAAGACUCUGGAGACAGGCACGUGGUCCACAGCUAGCUCUGGGGGUCAGGGGUCAUCCCUGCAGUCUCAGAAGAUUGUGACCUUCCAUGUGUCAGAAAACGGUGACACCCUGGUGCAGGAGGCGUUCGAGACGGCCACCGGGACCGUGGAGCAAGAGGAGGCAGCCGAUGGUUCGCAAAUCGGCAUCGAGACAUAUGAGACGACAGAUUUCAGCGUGGUGGAACAGUCUGAGGAGAUUCCUGCCCCUGGAGCACCACACAGCAGUUUAGAGGAACCCUCAGCAGAGCCUCAGGUCAUGGAAGUAAGCACAGAAUCUUUGUCCAUCUCUACACCUCUGAAGGAAAACAAAGAGAAGUUUUACCUGAGCUCAGAAGAAGUCCUUCAGCAGGUUGAGCUGAGCAGUGAAGCUCCAGGCUCCCCCUCCCUGUGUCCAUCACCUCUUCAGCAGCUCAGUCACAAACGCUUCUCCUGUCGGAUAUGCAUGGAGACUUUCCAGGGCCGCUCGGACAUGGAGAACCACAGGAGGGCGCACAUAGACCCUAAAACAUUUAAAUGCCCUGACUGUGAAUUCACAGCUCCCUCUUGGCAGGAGGUCAAGUCACACAUGGCCAUGCACGCAUAUUUGAGGCCUCAUAAAUGCACUAGCUGCAGUUUCGCCUCCAAAAACAAGAAGGACCUGAGACGUCACAUGAUGACACACACCAACGAGAAGCCUUUUGCCUGUCAGAUGUGCGGACAGAGGUUUAACCGAAACGGUCACCUGAAGUUCCACAUGGAGAGGCUUCACAGUCAGGAACCUUCGCCUCGCAAAACCCACUCUGUUUCCUCGCAGCAAACCAUCAUCGUCAACAGUGAUGAAGAGGCUUUAGCCACACUACAGAAUCUGCAGGCGGGUCAGACACUGAUCAGUCCAGAGAGGUUGCAGCAGGCUUUGGGUCAGGAGCACAUUAUUGUAGCCCAAGAUCAGGCGCUUUCUGACCAGGAGGAGGCGACAUACAUUCAGCAGAUCACAACAGUAGAUGGUCAGACGGUACAGCACUUAAUGUCUGGAGACAAUCAGGUCACUGAGGUCCAGUAUAUAAUCUCUCAGGACGGAGUUCAGCACUUAAUCCCACGGGAAUAUGUUGUGGUUUCUGAUGGAAAUCAUAUUCAGAUGGAGGAUGGACAGAUUGCUCACAUUCAGUAUGAGCAUGAUGGGACGUUUCUGCAGGAGCAGCAGAUUGCUCUGUCUCAUGAUGGACAGAUCCAGUAUGUCCCCAUCACUACAGAACAGCAGGUUGUCGCCCCUGAAGACCUGGAGGCAGCAGCCCAUUCUGCCGUCACCGCUGUUGCAGAUGUAGCCAUGGCUCAGGCACAGACGGUUUACACAGAGGCCACACCUGAACAACUGGAACAACUGCAACAACAAGGCAUCCAGUAUGAUGUCAUUACUUUUACUGAGGAGUAGAAACUACACACACAGUAUGAAUUCAUCAUCAACACACAUACUCGCAGUGUCUCCAGUGGACUCGAUAACGUCAGCUAGAGUAUACAACACAAAGCUGAUUCACUGAUUCAGACGUUUGUUUCUUCAGAAUUGUUUAGUAAGAGGGUGAAUGUACAGUUAAACGCACGCUGCAAAUUACACAAAUAAUGCCUGUAAAUAUUUAAAGCAGUUUAUCUUUGCAUGCGUACGGUGUUUUGCUUUGGAAAGGAACAGAACAGCAGCUUGUACAAAAUAUUCUGUAUUUAAUUCUACAUUUGCUUUGAUGCAUGGAAGCGGAUGCUACACCUCUUCGAAUGAGACAAAAAGUUGAAACCAUGCGGAUUGAGGAUUUAGUUUAUUCGUGAUACGGUUCCUAGCUGUAUUGCUUGUACAAAAUGUUUAUUAUUGGUUUCUUUUUAUGUGAACCAUACUGUUUCAUCUUUAGGUUUUCAGUUUUUUAAAGAUACCUUUGUUUCAGAUGGAUAGAGAACGGAACGUACAUACCAAAUAAAUUACAACAUGAGCUUUUACAUUCAAGUAUUUCUGCUUUUCAUUAAAUUCAGUACAGCAAUACAAAUGUUCUGACAAUCUACAAUAACUUUAUUGAGUGGUUGUGAACAAUUCAAGUGAAGAUAAAAGCAGAAUGUAAAUAUGUAUUGCAUACCAAACAUUAAAGAAAAAGUCUGUAUUAGACACAAUUUAAUGUC
Molecule: messenger RNA, 5969 nt
Organism: Triplophysa dalaica
Lineage: Eukaryota; Metazoa; Chordata; Actinopteri; Cypriniformes; Nemacheilidae
Product: zinc finger protein 335-like
Exons: 28
Coding region: 784-5244 (1486 amino acids)
Biological process (GO): regulation of gene expression; brain development; positive regulation of neurogenesis
Cellular component (GO): nucleus
Molecular function (GO): RNA polymerase II cis-regulatory region sequence-specific DNA binding
Source: RefSeq, a predicted model, not a curated record